AUGGCCUUGUUACCCGGGAAGGCUCUGAUGCAGUGGCUCUGUGGAGGGCAGUAUCCGCGUCUCUCCCGCCCUGCCCUCUGUGUCCGUGUGGAAGCAGAAGGAGAACAUGUCCUGGACAGAAGAGGCGAGGACUGGACACAGCUGCUGAGAACCGGGGAGAGGCAUCAUCAUCAGCAGCAGCAGCAGAAGCAGCAGCAGCAGCAGAGAAGGGGGCAUGUAUGUGUGAAUAAACCCGCUUCCUGCUCCACUUCCUCCUCGCCUGCGUCGGCUCCAUCUCUCCACGUCUUCGCAUCCACCCAGCAUUCGAGGAACAAGCAGGCAAGCUGUCUCUUCUCCCCGGGAAAGCGUGCGUGGCCUGGACAGCUGGACUGCCGCUGUCCCUCUGGAGGAUGA
Knipowitschia caucasica is the source of this 393-nucleotide messenger RNA. Lineage: Eukaryota; Metazoa; Chordata; Actinopteri; Gobiiformes; Gobiidae. The record is from the annotation of a GenBank genome assembly.